Messenger RNA from Striga hermonthica, 1197 nucleotides. NCBI's taxonomy places the organism in Eukaryota, Viridiplantae, Streptophyta, Magnoliopsida, Lamiales, Orobanchaceae. The record is from the annotation of a GenBank genome assembly.
AUGCCUACUGGAUAUCAACCACCGAAAUUCCAACAGUUCGAUGGUAAAGGCAGCCCGAAACAUCACAUAGCUCACUUCAUUGAGACUUGCAACGAUGCUGGAACAUAUGGAGAUCGUCUGGUGAAGCAGUUUGUUCGAUCACUGAAGGGAAAUGCAUUUGAGUGGUACACCGACCUGGAGGCGAAUUCUAUUGAUAGCUGGGAGCAACUAGAGCAAGAGUUUCUCAAUCGCUUCUACAGCACACGAAGGACGGUCAGCAUGAUUGAGCUCACCCAUACAAAGCAGUGGGAUGAAGAGCCUGUUAUUGACUACAUCAACCGAUGGAGAAAUCUAAGCCUCAAUUGCAAGGAUCGACUGUCUGAAGCUUCAGCUAUUGAAAUGUGCACUCAAGGGAUGCAUUGGGGUCUUCAAUACAUUUUGCAAGGGAUUCAACCGAGGUCGUUUGAAGAGUUGGCCACUCGCGCACAUGAUAUGGAGUUCAGCAUUAAUGCAAGCGGGGUCAAGAAUCCACCUGUCCAUGAGCAUCAAAGAUUCAAGGACCGAAAUGAAGCCAAGAAAGGGGGCAAGUUCACCACUAGAGCACCUAAUAAAGAGGUCAAGGAAGCAAUGGCGGUCAAUGCAAGACCCAUCAAACUCAAGGGAAACACAAGCGAAAAAGCUGUGGAAGAGAAAGAAGUCCCUCAAGACAGGGGGCAAAGAAAGUUAACCUUGAAGAAGAUGCAAGCCAAACAAUAUCCUUUUCUUGACUCUGAUGUUUGUGGAAUUUUUGACGACUUGAUUCAGGAACAACUUAUCGAACUGCCGGAGAUGAAACGACCUGAAGAAGCAGAACAAGUUGACAACCCAAAAUACUGCAAGUAUCAUCGUCUGGUGAGUCACUCCAUCGAAGAUUGCUUUGUCUUCAAAGAUAGAGUUAUGCAGCUGGCGCGACAAGGCAAGAUAUCACUUGAAGAAGACAAAGGGUCUGCGAAUUUUGCUUCAAUUGUGACCUGCGAGGAAGGAUAUGAAAGUUUCGCUUGUCAUUUGACGAGCGAGCAAGAAGAUGUCCCAAAUCAUGAGGAGUCGACUGAUGACAAAGAACGAUGCGACCCUCAAGACAAUGAUGUAGCAGUCACUUUUACAGAUGAAGACUUGAUGUUGGGCUCAAAACCCCAUAAUAGUCCUUUAUUCGUAACUGGUUACACUCGCGAGAAAAAG